UCCGCUAGCAGCGGAUCCCAAUAUAGAUUAUGUGCAGUGGAUGGAGAAGAUUAAACAGGUCUAGUUCAUCAAAUUUAACAAUGGCUUUAUCGCAUAGGACGAUGGCGAUUGGAUCCGCUAGUGGGUGGCGUUGGUGAUGCGGUGCCGGUUUUCGUUUAUUGGAAUCAUCAAAGCUGCAGAACAAGGUGAUUUUUCAACUGGUGCAGUUUGGAAUGAAAGGUGCGCGAUGAAGGGAUACUCUAUAUAUUGAAUUGUGUGGAAGGCUUAUGGCUGCGAAUGAAACGAGAAAAGCACCGUUAUAUCAAAAGGAACCGUGAACGGAAACAGUGCUUCGAAACUAUGCUUGGUGAUUUAUGCAAAUAAAUAUUGAAUAAUUUUGUUGACAUUGAUGUGCAAUGAAUGCUAACGAGAUAAUAAGAGCUGCGAACGAGGUCAUCACAAUGGGGUGAACAAUCGAAAGUGAUCUGUUAUGUGUACAAGAUGCUUACUCAACUGAAACCGGGAGCUCUGCGGAAGACACUUUGAGGAAAUUAUUUCAGUCAACCGAGCGCACGUCUGUUAUAUCUGUGCCCAGUGCCCUACUUACUAAGUCCUGUGUCAAAGAAAAUUUCUCACGUUCCAGUAAAUCAUUUCGGGACAAUAACCUUCGCUCCCUGAGCUGUUUUCUAUUUUCAUUUCCCAAACUCUGUGGCGUUUUUUUACCCCGGCGGUUAUCUUAACAGCAUCGUGCGGAUUUCCGUUGACGAAACCUUACUAUUGUGGAACGGGACGCAUAAUAUUUCACUUUGGGGCGACUUUUGGGGUGAUCUGUUGAAUCGUGGACGAAUAUUGAAGAACAUAGAAGGAAUCUUGGGAGGAUUUUUUUCGGCCUAUGAACUUGCUGCGGAAAUAAUUUGGGACAACGCACCAACAAAUAGAGACGAAAGUGAAAGCGAGCAAAAAACAAAUUUGCUAAGCUGAUACCGUUUUGUUACAGCUUAAUAUUUUGUAAGAGCAGCAUAAUUCAAAUUGUGUGUAACCAGUGAAAAGGGGCAAUAAGUGAAAUUUCCAGUGAAGUGUAUUUCUCACAAGACAGGGAACCCGAAAAUAAAUCGUUUCUGCGAAGCGGAAAAUGUUCGGCUCCAAACUUCGAUCAUGGAUGGAAAAUCAUAUCGUGCGUCCGAGGAAAAAAAGCAACAAAAAUAAAAGUGGAAACAGCAGCUCGAACUUCGGCAUUUUGACCGCGCAAAAUGGACACGCCAAAGGAGUAUCGUAUCAAACCGAGGGCAGCACCACCAUUGGGAGCCCUGCACGAAGAAGCGAAGUGUCGCCCAUACAGAAUCAUACAACAAGUCGCCGCGGUUGGCAAUCGCCCAGUCAGGACAGCGUCCCCCCACUGUCACCAAAAUCCGAUGAUAAUCACCACUAUCAACUGCAGCACAGUAUCCGAAGUCCCCCAGCGGUGGCUAUUUACGGCAAUGGAACGUUACCCGCAGGGACUGCAAAUCAGUACACGCUAAGUCCGUAUAGCUGCAGCAGCAGCAGCAGUGCCAACGUCAACGGAUACAUUCCGUACCAUCAAUCUCAGUCCGGACAGCAGCAGUGCGCUAUAUCCUCACCGAGAAGUAUUCUGAAGAACGGCUUCCACACGCUUGAGCCGGGCUACGGAGGUGCCGGCAGUGGAAACUAUUCCAAAAGCGUCGACAGCAACUACUCGGACACGAUGUACGGGAUGAAGGAAGACGGCUAUCGAAAAUCAGGGCCACCCGGAGGUGGCGGAGUAAUGACGGGUAACGUGACAGCCCGUAAUGGGAGCUACGGCAAUGUGAUGGUGAAUUCGUUGAAUUAUUCCACUGCGACCAGUUCGAGUAACGAGCUGCUGGAGGAUUUGCAACAAAUCGAGCACAGCAGAAUGAAACGAGGUCAACACAUCAAAAUCAGUUCCAGUUCGUCAUCUUCGAUAAACUCCAACAACAAUCUGGUGAACAACAACAGUAUUAUUGGAAGCAAUGGCAACACGUACAAUAAUAACAAUGGCUUCGAGAUUCAGCAGCGUGGUGUUUGUGAAGGCAAAUACGGGAAACUGCAAGCCAUUGGAAGUAAUCAACCAAUAUCACAGCAGUUUGGAACCAAUGGAGCUUACCACGAGCAGCACAAUAGUAUCAAUAACAAUCUGGUGUUCAAUGUUAAUAAACAUCCACCUCAACCGGGUCAGCUGAAAUCCGCCGUUAGAAGUUCACUUUCCCCUCCGCCACCCACUGCUCCAUCGUCCAACAAACCAGCUGGUGUCCGGAGUAAUUGCCUUAUUACAAACCGUGGCAGUGGCAAUAACAAUAACAACAACAGCUUCGAAAUAUGCCCUGUAAAUAGUGGCGGCGGAAACACAAACCAAACUGGCGGCGGUUCAACAUUAUCGAGCUUUGCAAACAAAUUCCACAAAUUGACUGGCAGUGGCAGAAACUCUUUCGAUGCAGCUGCCACCAAUGGGAAACUGAAUAAUGUUAACAACAACGGCGCGCCGUCUGGCGGGCCGCCGGUCAUCGUUCACCAUCAGGCCCCAAUGUUGCCACCCCCACCACAGGGCAAAAAUCAACAGCAACCUCAGCCCAAUCAACAGCAUCAGCAGCCACCCCAUUACGUAAGCAGUAAUGGUAGCAGCAGCGCCAGCAGUAGCAGUAAUGGCCACCAUCCACACCACGGUCACUCCCAUCCGGUCGGGCAUCACAACACGUUGUCCUCACCGGAAAGUGCUUAUUCCACUGGAUACUCGACCGAUGGUACGUCGCCCGGUGGCUGUUCCUAUGCACCAGAGUAUUACAUCAACAUCCGGACCGGGACGCACUAUUUUCCCAAAGGACUAACGGGGUACAGCGGUGUCGGAGGCGUAGGAGGAUUUGGCGGAGGCCACGAAAGCGGAAGCAAAUUCAAAUGCGGACUGAACCGCAUUGAGGAAAAGCAUGUUGAGUUCGCUGUCGAUGAGAAGCCGUGUCUUUCGCCAAGAAAGUGCACCAGCGAGUCUUAUGAUUUGGUGAAAGCUGCUACCGGAAAGGGCACCACCGGAAUGGCAAUUCUGAAGAACAGCACCACCAACAACAACAACAACAGCGUCGCUUGUUGUAACAACAAUGGCGCCCUAUCGCAGCAACAGCAUCAACCAAUGCCAAACGCAGUCGCCAUGAGCCCUAUCAUGCAGAAAAACCUUGGCAUGCAGCAUUACCGGAGCAUUGAAUCCCCGUCUCCCAGGCAGCGGUGUCGCAUCCGAACGAAUCCUUGGUUGACGACGCUGGACGGAUCUUUGGCCGGUGUUAGUCUGAAGAAGGCGGACCAAGACUCCGGCUCAACGACCUCGUCCGGCAUCAAGUCCAGCAGUGGCACCGAUGACAAUAAGAAAGAUUCCAAGAAACUGAAUGCUCUGUCGGAUUCCGACUCCAGUUCCUCGACGGAGAAAGUGAUUAGCAAGAAAAUGCUGACACCACGGAGCGCAAAGAAGGGUGUCGAUCUGUCCCGGAUGGACAGCAAGGCGACGACUUAUUGCUCCAACUUGGACAGUGACGAGGAUGCGACGCUCAAUGAGAUGAUGGGGAAAUUCGACGAGAGCUACCAUUACGAGAAAGAGACUGACAUUUUGAGUUGCAGCGACUCGGAUCCAACCGAUUGCCCAUCGGACAUCGACACCGGACAGGACGCAGGAGACGAAUGCGACACCGAUGACCUGCUAGACCUGGACUAUAUCGAUACUGGAUCGGUGCAGGAGGUUACCGAUAGAGAGAACUAUCGAAAUACUGGCAGCUGUUCCUACCACAACUUCCCGGAGCGACGUUCUUCAAAGCACCGUGGUCGAAGUAAACGCAACAGUGAAAGUGGAAGCUCUAAGAGACGUAAGAAAUUGGUUCGCACAAGGAAAAAGACAAUCGAUAGCUCGACUGGGGGGUCCGUUCCGGAGAACUUGUCGUUGAGCCGAGGGUGUCGCAGUCUUGGAGGAACACCCGUUUCGUUGCGAAGAAAUCAAUCCGAGGAGAGAACACAAUCGCGAAAUGCUCCACUGUCGAACAGAUGCAACUCGUUAUCUUUCACCGAAGUACAUUCGUUGCACAGUCGUAUUCUUGCAAUAUCGGAGAGUGAGAAGGCACUUCUUAAAGCAGAUCUGGAGGCAGACGUCAAGUACAAGCAGUUGAUUCAUGAAGCCGAAACGAUAUUGUUUUCUAUGAAAACCAAUAGUGUGAAAGAACUCAAGGAUGUCAAAGAACCACCGACUAUUUGUAGCCCGAGGAGGAUUUGUAAUCCUCCUGCAAACAAGCGCGUUGAAAUGCUUCGCAACUGCGAAGCUGAUCUCAAGCGAGAGCUUUCGAAGACUUGUACUCAAAAGUACGUUGAAAAUGGACUCGAACUAAAUCCUGUGGAAGGUAUCAUUGUCAAUAAGAGGCUCGAAGUGCUUCGCUAUGAAACAUCCAUUUCGGCACCGAAUAGCCCGAAAAAUACUCGAGUUAUACCUCGCAAAACUCACGUAACAAACUUCAUCAAUCAAAAUCAUUGUUCGGAGAUGACGCGUCGCCAAAGCGACCACGAAAAUGAUCUCAAAAGUGCCAAAAUGUCUCCGCAACCUACCAUCUAUGAGCGGAACAUCGUUCCUCCGAAGUCGCCCCUCAUUACCAGAAGGCGAUUCCGCAGUCAGAGCCCGAAGAUGAACAUCGUUUCGGAUUCCGACUCGGACACGGACCUGAGCCGGAAUCUCGACAAAAACCAUUCCAAGUGCAAGUCCAACAAAGAAAAUAUGUCCUCCACCAGGAGUAAAAGCAUUACAGGGAAACAGAUGAACAACUUCAGGCACACGAUUCAUGCGGCCGGAUCGAUGGGCGAGGAAUCCAGCUCGGCGGUAGUUCCUAGCGGCAGUACUGUGAUCUAUUCGAGUUCAUUGAACGAGAGCGACCUCAAACGGGGACUGCACAAAUCACCGCUGAUGUCGUUCCGUUCGGUUGACAUCGGUAACACGUUGACGGACGAUAGCUACUGUCCGCAGAGUGAACCGCUGAAGCGUAAGAUUUAUUCCGGAAGCUCAACGUUCGAGAAGAUUCAGAGAAGUCUCGAUGCGGAUCCAGAACUGUCGAAAAAAGCUCUGCUGCACAAAAUCUCUCUACUGCGACGCGAGCGCCAAGCCAAAUCAAAACUAGAUAACACCAAUAACGCUUCUCUCAACCCGGGACACGAUCUAGCGAGCACCGUAACACCGGCUAACGACGAAAAAGCUUCCACCACGACGUCGAACAGUGAAAUAACGCUCACCAACGCUUCCAGCUGCGACGCGGAAACGAAACAACAGCUGAUCAUGGAUACGCUGGCCGACAUCAAGCGGAGUCUUGAGGAUCAGAGCGUCGAGCUGAACGAACUCAACGAUUCGGAUAAUUGAGGAAGCACACUCACUCACCAACGGGUAUUGUGGGUGCUGGGCUUCGAGUACGCACAGACACCUAUUACACACUUUGUAAUUACUCCACUAAUUAAUAAUUGAUUGUUGGGUUGACUGGGAAGAAAGAAAUCCGAAUCGCAGAACGUUAAGUUUAAUAUUUCGAAUUGGUUCUGUUCUCAACGGUUCUCUAACUGUAACGCCGCUUGAGUUAAAAUCUUACCAGAACGUUGAUCAAAUCAGCGUUCCUUCGUCUGUAGAAUAAUUAUUUAAACGUUUCGACACUUCUAGACAAAACAUACAAUGAAUUUACUAUCGUUAAAAUAUUAACAGUUGAUUAUUUAUUGCAGUGAAAAUUAUGCGUGGUAAUUUUUUCCGACUUCGCGUGAAACUAUUCUCAUCGUCAAAGCUGAAUCGUUUUUCUCGGGAUUUAAAUUUGAAAUCGGCAUUAACUUUAAUUCGUCCUACCAUCACGCAUAUAAUGAGCUAACCAUUCCCACGGUAGUGGGAUCCAAAAAUUAUACGUAGUUGAAGUAGUAUUAGGUUUACCUCUACUUAUUGAUAGAAACGGUAUUAUAGUGAAAUUCGACAAUGGACAAAAACAUGGAAAGUUGGAGCCUAAAUUGUCUUAUUUUUCUAACUGUCAUAGAACAAAAUCAUAGAACUGAGUUUUGUAGUAUUUUCCAUCCAUCCAUUUAGUGUUAGUAAUGAGAAAACCCUUUCUCCUUUUUCUAUGGAAACAACUUCAAUCUAAUAGCGUUACAAUAAAAUGAUUGAAUCUAUUCUAAUCGAACAUAAACUACUCCAGUGAUGUAGUUUGUAGAGCUUUAUGUUCCGAUAAUUCCACACCUUACAACAAUACUAAAUGAUAUAUUUAGAAAACGAUGCAAUACACGAUUCAGUAGUGGAUAGAUCUGAUUCAUAAGGGAAUAAGUCUAGUUCGACCCAUCGCAGCUUAGUUCCAUUUUCUUUGGAGUGAAUUCAGUUUUGAUUGAUAGUGAGUGAAGGUUUAGUGCAAUUAUUUAAAUGUAGAUUCGUCUUUAAUUGUUUGCUCCUAGUUCUUUUGCAUGCAUUCGACAUACUUUUAUUUAAAGUUUUUAUUAUACGUAGUUGUAUGUAGUUUCUACGAUAAAUAUAGGUUUUCAAUCAAUAGUUGUAUUCAAGAUUCAUAAAACUAUCGUUUCUUAUAUACUCUAUAGCAUGAUCACCAAAAUAUAUUUUAGUUACUAAAUAAAGAUUGUCGCUGUCCGGAACAUCUUUUGCUGGCGAAGAUAGGGGAGCUAAAUGUCAAAGAAGGAAAAUCCAUACGAUUUGACAGCUUGGUACCCAACAUGUUCCGGACAGCAGAACAAAGGGAACCGAAGCGACAAUCUUUAUCUAGUAACUAAAAUAUCUUUUUGAUCACCGCAUAAAAUGUUCCGUUAACGCUUCCAUACCUACGGCGACAGAAUCGCAGUCGUCUAGCGACGGCAACAGUCGUCGCGUGUGUUUGGAAGAACCUUUAACUUACGUAAAAGUGGAAAUUUGGGCGAAAAGGAAAUUUACAAGCAAGCGUUAGAUUGUAAUUCUACAGGACAUCGCAACAGUGGCGGACCCGGUGUAGCCUCCUCAAAAAAAAGAAAAAUUUCAACCUAGAUAAUGGUAGCAGGUUAAACGGUAGCUGGCAAUCGUCUAACAUGGACAUCUUUCAAGUUGGUCCUUUGCACCACUCGGGGUGUUGGUGGACUUUUAACAGAAUCUGCUGAACAACAGAUAUUACAAGUUCGGCGGACUGCUCCUGAAGUUUUCAUAGCCCCGAUAUUCAUUCCAGGAAAAAAAGCAAUGAAAAGGUAUUUGAUUUGUUUAUUAUUUUUGUGAUGUUUUCAGCAGUGAGCAAAAAGAAGCGACGAAAUUGCUGCCGUAUUUCUUUGUUUCGCGACGAGAAGAAUAUAUGUCCAGUGAGAUGGAAAUCGGAUCAGUUCCCCUAUCGGAUAGUCCCCCUACAAUCAAUGUUUCUAACGCGAAGUAUACCUUGAUUGGUGGUUUCAGCCGUACCUGUUUAGGCAACAUGGGUUCAUCAUAGUCGGUUUUUAUGAACAUCAACGUGUCAAUAAUCUACGUAUCACUCGUUUACCCCUUUCUGGGGCGACAACCCAUGACUGCUAACAAUCCAUUCUGCCUUAGAUGCAGAAGCCCACGAUGCAAAGCAUCAACAAGUAUUUGCAUUAGAUUUAUUAUUUAAUAAAGUACACAUCAACAGGCUCGUUACUGCCGUUACUGCCCCAAAUAAUGUUUAAUUCAAACGCAAAACAAGUAAUUCAAUUAAACACAAACAAAUCUGUCGUAAUCAAGUAAUUAAAGCGAACAAGACUAAAUAAACAUUAAAAAAAACUAUUAAAAGUUCCGGGCGCCACAAACAGAAGCGAAUCUUCUUUUCAAAGUUUCACGUGAGAGAUGGAAGUCAAAAACUGAUGCCACUCACUCGAUUGCAAUUUCGUUGCAAGCCAGUAAUUGCGCCUGUUAGACCAUAAUACGUCCUACAUGGUCUUAACAAAAUAUUAUUUCUAACUUUCAGAUCGAUGAGUUGGAGAAUGGUUGGAAUGGUUGGAGAUUUCGAUUUUUUUAAAUUUUUUUUUAUAGGUAACGAUUCAAAAAACUCCCCCUUCUUCCUAUGUCACAAUAAGAAACGAUUGCUCAAUCCCUCUCCCUCCCUCUCAAGCGUUACGUAAUUUGUGCACAAAGACUUACCUACUCAAACCGAAAAGAAAUAUUAUGCAACAAACAAGUACAUAGUUUCUAAAAUGCAACGACGUGCCAAAAUUUCAGCUAAUCCCAACAAACGAAUUAACAUUCGAUAUUCAAUUAAUUUUGACAGAAUUUUACUAGCAAGCGCAGUUUAAAUUUAAUUCGUUUUAUAAUAAUAGUAAGAUCAGAGCUUUAAAUAAUCGAAUGUUUUUGUUGAAGUCCAUCGGCCUUUUUUGUCACCCUUGCUUCAAAAUAUAUUUAUAUUUGGUUGAACACUGACAAUUUCCGAUCGAAUAUCAGUCAGUGAGUAUUGAUUUUAAGAUUCCGUAAACUAAAGAAUAACUGUAAAACUGAACGGGGAAGGGUCAUUUGGCCGAAAUCCAUUCGGCCGAAAGCCAUUUGGCCGAAUGACAAUAGGCCGAACAGACCAUUAGGCCGAAACCCAUCUAGCUGAAAGUCAUUUGGCCGAAAAGGUCGUUUGGCCGAAAGGGUUAUUUGGCUGAAUAGUUCAUUUCGGCUUUCUACAGUGAGAAGAGAAAAAUGAAGAGUGAGAAGUGAGACGUCCCACUUCUCACUCCUCAUUUAUCACUUCUCGCUGUAAAAAGUGAGAAGCGCAAAGUGAGUAGUGAGACGUCUCACUACCCACUUCACACUACUCACAGUUUGAAGUGAGACGAAUCACUUCUCAAUCAUCAUUUCGCACUUCUCACUGUGAAAAGUGGGUAGUGUGAAGUGGCUAGUGAGACAUCUCACUACUCACUUGAGCUAUGACCUAUUCGGCCAAAUGUCCUAUUCGGCUAAAUGACCCUUUCGGCCAAAUGUCCUAUUCGACCAAAUGACCCUUUCGGCCAAACGACACUUUCGACCUCAUGACCCUUUCGGUUAAAUGACACUUGCGGCCUAAUGACCCUUCCGGUCAAAUGACUAUUUCGGCUAAACGACCCUUUCGGCCCAACAACCCCUUCGACCUAAUGACCCUUUCGACCAAAUGACCCUUUCGGCCAAAUGACUUUUUCGGCCAAACAACCCUUUCGGACAAAUGACCCUUCGACCAAACGACCCUUUCGACCAAAUGACCCGUUGGGUCAAAUGACCCAUUCGGCCUAAUGGUAUAUUCGGCCAAACAACUCUACGCCUAGUGGCAUUCGGCCGAAUGGGCUUCGGCCAAAUGACCCUUCCCCCACAAAUUUUCAUGGUUCAGUCGAUCAAUAGCUUUUUCGUAGUCCAUGAAUACCAAAUGGAGGCACUCUUGGAAUUCAUUGACCAUGCUCCCACUCUUAGAAUUCAUUGACAAUAUGGCCCACACACGAUCUACCGGGGCGGAGUCCUGUCUGCUGUCGUCGAAUUAUCGUAUCUAUCUUCUCCUUUAUUCGAUUAAGGCUAACUGUGUACAGGACUUUGAGAACAAUUAACAGUAUCAUGAUGCCCCACCAAUUGUCGCACACAGUAAAAUCACCUUUUUCAGAAUCUUCGCUAAGACUGUCACUUUUAAAUUCGACUUUACUAUUGGGUGGAACCGUAUGCAAAGCAAGACUCAAGCCAGAAUGGUGGGUAUCUACUAUAUACAUACAUACAUACAUCUUUGCUCAGACGGCCAGUUACCGAGAAAAUCGUUUUGUCCUAGAUAUUGCAGAGCAGUUGAUGCAAAAAUUGCACAGAUAGCGUGGGGUCAGCUUCGAUCAUCUUUGCUGCGAUCGACCCCGGCAGCCUUGUUGGAUUUUAUGCUUCGGAUAGCUGCUUCAAUCUCCUGCAAUUAUUGAGCUUCGGAGUUGUCGUGGGUGGAUUAACCGAAUUCUGCAAACAGUUUUCACUCAUUUCUCCAAGACUAUAAGAAUUCUUCUCGUCCUAAAGCUCGGCAACAUCGGUCGGCGUGCACGCAGCUAAAAAAAAAACGCUACGUGAACAUCUGCCCUUACCUAGCUAAGCUAACGUUAAAACAUUUAAUGUUCCAAUUCAUGCCCAUUGUUUCAUGCCAAAAGUCGUUUCCUUUAAAUCAGUGCUUCAUCCUUUUAUGUUGGUUUCUCGUACAUAAAUUUCGAGAACAAUAGGUUGUUGACCCCCUAUCCACUGGGAUAGGGCUGCUAACUUAGAUUUAGCUUCUGAGGAAUAGCAUUUCAAACUCAGCCGCUGGAUGACAGAAUAGACGCUGUCGGAGCAACACCUUGGUGAACAGAUGCUUGAUAAGUCUGGUCAAAUUUUUUAAAAGUCCCACCCCCACACCAGUACUAGCCCACCGUGAGUGAAGAUGAUCGGAAAUCUGUUCUUAAUGGAUCUCUGGGUAAUAACAUGCUAUUUUAGUCGCAAUUGAGUUGCAACUUCCAGCGAUAAGUCAAGCUCGAGCAUUAUUUACAGUAGAAGAAUUCAGCACCUGUAAUGUAAAUGAAGCGUUUCAGUGGUUUGGACAGCAUUUUAGAAACUACAAUUUUUAGAGAUUCUGGGAAGGUUCCGCAUCAAGCGCCUUGUGCCUGCCUUGUGAUAUUUAGUUUGUAAUGUCGUAAAAAAGCAGGCCGUAAUGUUCGUAAUGCCGUAAUUAAGAAGAAGAAGUAGAAGAAUCAUACAUCAUUUCAUGCUAUACGUGUAACAAAUAGCAUUUAAUGUAGAGUAGUUUUUUAAACAUUUGUUUUCUAAUAAUUUACAUUUACCAACCUCUCCAACAAUUCUAUAAAUCAAAUCAGCGAGCUUAGGAACUGCAUGCACCAAUAUAUGUGUCUUCUAGUUCAGCCUUACUAUCUAUUAAUCAAAACCAAAUUCCUCUUUCAAGCAAAGCUUGGAAAUAAGAAGCUCAUCAAUAACAGCUAAAUAACAAACCCAAUUUCCACUCAUUAUACAUACAAACAUAUACAAAACUCUUGAAAUAAAGUGUACAAGUAUAACGCAAAAAUUGAAGAGUAGCAACAAACCAACCAUAAAUAGGAAACCUAAUUGAACAGACCCAAUCAAUACAGAAAAUCAGAGAUAGGGAAAAAACGUCGAACCCUCAUCCGUUGAGUUGGGCCAACCAGCAACGAUGUAUACGUACGUCAGUUCAGCGAAUUGGGUGAUCGGGGCUGCGGAGAAUGACUUUCCACAAGCUGACGCAAAUCCAAAGCGAAUCCGUUUAACUCUUCACGGACAAGAAUCCCUACAACUGCGCCACGAUUGCGAAUUAAUUAGCAUCACGCCAUUUCGAUUAAACUGACUGCGGCGGCGGAAGGAAACCUCACAGAAAUAAAAUCCACACAAAACACACCAAACCAUGACCAAAUCAACCAAGUGCGAAUAAUGACAAGUUAACGGGGUCGGUCGCCAUUGUGACGAUCAUGGGGGUGCGCUUGUGGGCCCCAGGAUGGUAAGAAAAAGGAUAAUUAACACAAUACAGUGACUACAUUUGUACUACAUCUAUAUCGCUAUUGAUAUUGAAACCAAACAGGAAACAUUACUAAUAAAAUCAUAUUGAAAAACAA
Armigeres subalbatus is the source of this 11547-nucleotide messenger RNA. RefSeq lists its product as uncharacterized. Bases 1112 to 5383 code for a protein of 1423 amino acids. The record is from RefSeq and is a predicted model, not a curated record. The transcript has 12 exons. NCBI's taxonomy places the organism in Eukaryota, Metazoa, Arthropoda, Insecta, Diptera, Culicidae.